Molecule: messenger RNA, 10496 nt
Organism: Gambusia affinis (western mosquitofish)
Lineage: Eukaryota; Metazoa; Chordata; Actinopteri; Cyprinodontiformes; Poeciliidae
Product: piezo-type mechanosensitive ion channel component 2
Exons: 55
Coding region: 556-9534 (2992 amino acids)
Source: RefSeq, a predicted model, not a curated record
UCAACAGCAGAAGUCAGAAAGUCAGAUUUGUGUAAGUGAGGAGGGGGGAAGGACUCCAGAGACAAAUGUGGACUUACCCGCUGUUUCUGCGUCUCAUCCCUGCCAUCCAGAACCGGGGAGAGAAAACAACGCUGGUUAGUAGUUUCUGCGGCGUCUAGCUGAAGUUUUUUUGCGGUUCUGAAGGAGGUUAAUUGGACUUGCGGACUUGUUGGCUCCUCUCUCCGGUUGUUUGGCGCGCCGUUGCAGCGCAGCUCGUCUGCGCACCUGGAUCCGCCACCAUGACCUCAGCGCAUCUCCGCUUCUGAAAAACUACCAUGCUGGCCUCGGUAAGGGGCGACACCCCCUGCUGUGGCGACCCACGGUGAGUGCGCUCGUACCCCGCCUGUGGAAUGGCCGGAGCCCAGGUGUCUGCAGCAGCGGAGAGCCGAUGUGGCCACCCGCAGGAGCCAGCCGGGAUCUGAGAGAGCGCACCAGACUGGGAUGCGAGAAGAGAGAGCCUGAGCACAGAGGGACGAACUCCGGCUUGUUUUACCUGGACCUGGGCCGUCCGGAGCCAUGGCCUCUCAGAUGGUGUGCGGACUGAUCUUUAGGCUGCUGCUGCCCAUUUGUCUCGCAGCUGCUUGCCUCUUCAGGUACAAUGUCCUGUCCCUCGUCUACCUCAUCUAUCUCCUGCUUCUUCCGCUCUUCCCAGAGCCGACAAGCACAACAAUGCAAGGCCACACAGGGCGUCUGCUGCAGUGCCUCUGCUUCACCAGUAUGUCCUUCCUGCUGCUGCACAUCAUCUAUCAGAUUACCGUCAACAGCCUCCUGGCCGGGAACUCCAUCUCCUCCAACUUCAGCUGUUCGUCAUGGGAGAGCUCCAUACGACAGAUUGGCUUCGAGAGUGUUAUUGGCGCAGACGCGGGAAACGGCAUCCGAGUGUUUGUCCCUGACAUCGGCAUGUUUCUGGUUGGACUCGCCAUCUGGCUGCUGUGUCGCACUCUGGUCCAGAAAAGGCCGCCGGAGGAAAUGGGCCAGUACAACGAAGACUUCGACGCAGAGGAACAACAGGACGAGGAGAAACCGAGCCUGGACGACGACGACGACGAUGUCCUGCUGGAGGACGACCUGGAGGCCGGGUACGAGGCCGAGGAGGACGAGGAGAACGAGGAGCUCUACGACGAAGAGGAGGACGAUGAAGAGGAGGAGGAGGAAGAGGAAGCCAAAGAGAGCACUAAGAUGAAGAUCCUGAGGAUGGUGGCGGAGGUUGCUUCCAAAGUGAAGGAGAUCAUCGGGAACCUGAUCACCACAGCAGGGAAAGUGGUGGUCACCAUCCUGCUGGGCAUGACAGGGAUCAUGCUGCCUUCGCUGACAUCUUUUGUUUACUUCUCCAUCUUCCUGUUCCUGUGCACCUGGUGGUCUCUCUGCCGGACCUUCAACACCCUCAUAUUCAGCUGCAUGUGUGUCCUGAUGGCCAUCUUCAGCGCCGGACACCUCUUGGUGCUCUACCUUUACCAGUUCCAGUUUUUCCAGGAGUCCAUCUUCCCAGAAGACAACUACAUCAGGGUCUUUGGCAUCUCCCCCGUCGUCCAGACCAACUGCUCCUACACCUGGAAGCUGAUUGUUCACCCGGACCGUAAGUGGUACCACUUCGUCAAUCCCAUCAUGCUGCUGGUCCUCUAUUACACCCUGGCAACGCUCAUCCGCCUCUGGCUGCAGGAGCCCAUCGACCAACUCAUGGACGAUAAGGAUGAAGAUAUGUGUGAGGAAGAGAAGCAGAGUGGAAACAGACUGAGUAACUCGGCCAACAGGAAGAGGCAGCUGUGGUGGGAGUCUCGCCAGGGCACGGAUGAGAAAAACCUUCUCUCCACCCAGGAUGGCAUCAGUACUACUGAGGUUGUUCCCACCCCAAACGGGACGACUUUUGACUUCGUCACCACUGAAAAUGGGCCGGCGUCUCUGGACUUGUACUCAACCCCCCAGUAUAAACUGGACAAGCUCAGUGACGGAACAGAGAAGAAAGACGAGUCUGUGUAUGAAGUGAGCUUGCCUCCUGAGGAUUCAGCACUGAAGGGAUCAGAAGAAGAAGAAGAAGAAGAAGAAGAAGAGAAUGACAUUAAGAAAAAAGGAGUUGGCGCGAUGGUGAAAGUUUUCCAUUUCAUCAUGAAACAGAGUUACAUCUGUGCUCUAAUAGCUAUGAUGGCGUGGAGUAUCACCUAUGUGAGCUGGCUGACGUUCGUCUUCCUCAUGUGGUCGUGCGUCCUGUGGAUGGUGAGGGACCGGCGGCGGUACGCCAUGCUGUCGUCCCCCUUCAUGGUGGCCUACGGCAACCUGGUGAUCGUUCUGCAGUACAUCUGGAGUUUUGAGAACAUGACGCCGGUCGCAGGAUUCUUUGUCUCGAAGAAGAACCCGUUCCACUCGCUAUCAUCCAAGAUGUUGUGUCUGUUGACGUUCUGGUUGCUACUGAGACAAACGCUAACAGAGCGACAGGAGAAGCUGAAAGAAGACAGCGCUGGUCUUUCAGACGUCUUUGUGGACGAACAGAAGAAAAAGGAGGAGGAGGAGCCGGAGGAGGGAGGAGAGCAGGACCUCAUGCAGGUUCUGGGCGGCCUGGUGAUGAGCGUUCUGGUCAAAUACUGGAUCUACAUCUGUGGCGGGAUGUUUUUCAUCGUUAGCUUCGAAGGAACCAUCGUCAUGUACAAGAUUAUCUACAUGAUGAUGCUACUCUCCUGCGUGGCGCUCUACCAGGUUCACUAUGAGUGGUGGAGAAGGAUCCUGAAGUACUUCUGGAUGACUGUCGUCAUGUACACCAUGCUGGUCCUCACCAUCGUCUACACCUUCCAGUUUGACGGAUCCGACAACUUCUGGAAAUCAGCGCUGAAUGUGACGGACGACAAGUUGAAGGACUUGGGUCUGGAGCGGUUUUCAGUUUCCAUGCUGUUCACCCGGAUCUUUAUUCCCACUUCCUUCCUCCUGGUGUGUAUCCUCCACCUGCACUAUUUCCACGAACCCUUCCUGCAGCUCACCGACCUGCAAGCCGUGAUAGCCAAAGAAGAAAGCACCAUCUACAGCCACAUUAAAGUCAGAGAACGUGUCGAUUUGAUCAUAAAUAGACUGGCGGAGCCCGCGGCGAGCCUGGAGGACCUCACCAUGCUCAGCGCCAGCUCGGUGGAGGCGGCGCUGCCCAGGGAGAAGGAGGAGCUGGAGGCGGAGGAGCGGAGCUGGGGCCCGGGAAACGACGAGGAGCAGGCGCUCGUUUUGGUGGCUGACGCCAACAUGAGCGACGAGAAACCCAAGAGCUUCUCCGACCAGCGCCAGUCCAGCACGGAGGAGAGCCAGCGCUGCAGCGCGGCGACAGAGCCGGAGCCGAGCACGGAGCAGAGCUCUGAUCUGAAGAAUAAAUGGCAUCUGGUGGUGGACCGGCUCUCGGUGCUCUUCCUCAAGUUCCUGGAGUAUUUCCACAAACUGCAGCUGUUCAUUUGGUGGCUGCUGGAAAUCCACAUCAUCAAGAUCGUAUCAUGCUACAUUGUUGUCGUCUGCAUCUGGGAGGUGUCUUUGCUCAACUAUGUGUUCCUGGCGUCGUGGGCCUUCGCGCUGCCCUACAGCCAGUACCGACCCCUUGCUUCUAGUGUUUGCACUGUCUGGACGUGUGUCAUCAUUGUGUGCAAGAUGUUGUACCAGCUGAAGACUAUAGAGCCCACAGAAUACAAAUGCACCGUACCAGAUUUCUACCCAGACGAGGUUAAGAAGAGGCUUGUGAAGACGCCGUUGUAUAAUAGCACAUCUGACCUCGGUAACUGGGUCGGCCUGAGGAAGGAUAACGAAGACCUGCUCAGAUACCUCAGGAACAACCUGUUGAUGUUGGCGCUGCUGGCCUUUGAGGUGACCAUCUAUCGCCAUCAGCUGUACUUCAGGCUGAGGAACAAACUGUCUCCUCCCGCAGCCAGAAUCAUCUUCCAUGAUGUCACUCGCCAGCACCUCGACAUCGGCAUCGUCAGCUUCGUUAAAUACUUCGUCAACUACUUCUUCUACAAGUUUGGACUUGAGACGUGCCUGCUGCUGGUGGUAAACGUGAUUGGUCAGCGAAUGGAUUUCUACGCCAUGCUCCACGCCUUCGCCCUCAUCGCGGUCAUGCAGAGACGCAGAAGAAAAGCCAUCGCUGAGAUCUGGUCAAAGUACUGCUUCUUCCUGGCAAGCAUGCUCACAGUGCAGUACUUUGUGUGCAUCGGGAUCCCACCGGCUGCCUGUAAAGAUUAUCCCUGGAGGUUUCCAAACUCUACAACCGGCUCCAACGUGAUCAAGUGGCUCUAUGUCCCAGACUUCGAAAUGAAGCCCAAUCCAUAUUUUCUCGUCUACGACUUCAUGCUGCUGCUGUGCGCCUCUCUGCAGAGGCAGGUCUUUGAAGACGAAAACAAGGCCGCGAUGCGCAUCAUGGCCGGAGACAACGUGGAGAUCUGCAGAGACCUGGACGCCGCGUCCUUCAGCGUCCACAACCCCGUCCCCGACUUCCUCCACUGCAGGUCGUACCUUGACAUGCUAAAGGUCAUCAUGUUCAGCUACCUGUUCUGGUUCGUCCUCACCAUCAUCUUCAUCACCGGCACCACCCGGAUCAGCGUCUUCUGCAUGGGUUACCUGGUGGCCUGCUUCUACUUCCUGCUGUUCGGCGGUGACCUGUUGCUGAAACCAAUCAAGAAGAUCCUCCACUACUGGGACUUCCUGAUUGCCUAUAACAUCUUCGUAAUCACAAUGAAGAACAUUUUGUCAAUCCUGGCGUGUGGCUACAUCAACUCUCUGGUGAAAAACCAAUGCUGGUUGAUCCAGUUGUUCAGUCUGGCCUGCACCAUCAAAGGUUACCACAUAGAAACCAUAUCGUCCAGCCAAGCCAAGGGAAACUUCUGUGAGCUCCCCAAAGAUGAGGCCGGGAUAAUCUGGGACAGCAUCUGCUUCGCCUUCCUGCUGCUGCAGAGACGAGUCUUCAUGAGCUACUACUUCCUGCACGUGGUGGCAGACAUCAGAGCGUCGCAGAUCCUCGCCUCCAGAGGAGCGGAGCUUUUCCAGGCCACCAUAGUGAAGGCGGUGAAAGCUCGACUGGAGGAGGAGAGCAAAUCAGUGGAGCAGCUGAAGAGACAGAUGGACCGCAUUAAGGUGAGGCAGCAAAAGUUUAAGAGGGGCAAGGAGAAGAUGCUGAGCCUGGCGCAGGAGUCUGCCGACGGACAGACGCUCGUCCGGCCCGAGGAGGAGGAGGAUGAUGAUGGAGCACAGCGAGCGAAAGCCAAGACCAAAAAAAAGCAGUGGUGGAGGCCGUGGGUUGACCAUGCUUCCAUGGUUAGAAGUGGAGAUUAUUACUUGUUUGAAACUGACAGUGAGGAAGAAGAGGAGGAGGAGGAGAAAAAAGACGAGGAGCCGCCAAAGAAGUCGGCAUUUCAGCGAGCGAUCAGAAAGUUUGUCUCAGCCAUUCUGGCUUUGCCCAAGUCUAUCAUUAGGCUGCCUAAAACUGUGCUGCAGUACGUAGUCAAGGCAGGAAAGUUUCUUUACCAGGCCUGGAUCACGGACCCCAAAGCUGCUCUGAAGGCGCGAGCCAAAGACAAACGCAAGUUUUGGAAGAAAUACACAAAAAGAGUGAGAGGCAGGAAAAGCAAGAAAGAUGCAGGUCAUGUUGCGAUCGAGGUGGGGGAGCUUUCUGAUGGGCAAGAAACAGGAGAAGAAAACAAAAAGUCUGCUGGUCCAGACAACAUCAUCAAGCGGGUGUUCAACAUCAUAAAGUUCACCUGGGUGCUCUUCCAGACGACGGUGGAGAGCUUCACCAACUGGAUGAACGACAUGUGCAGGGAGUACAUGGACAUCUCCACCGUGCUUCGCAUCGAGCGCUGCAUGCUGACGCGGGAAGUCAAAAAGGGCAACGUGCCGUCCAGAGAGAGCAUCCAUGUUUACUACCAGAAGGCCAUGAGGCUGAACAUCUCCAGGCAGGCCAGCCUGGACCAGCUGAGCGAGGACGGGUCCAUGUCCGGCUCCACCAGGGGCCCAAAGAGAAGGAGAGGCUACCCGAUGGAGAGCCAGGACUCCACGGCCUCCAGAGACAGCAUGUCCAGUGCCUUCACGGAGGCCACCACCCUGUUUUCCCGCCAGUCCACUCUGGAAGACAUGGACCCAAUGCCAGAGAACAUUCCCAAAACCAGUCAGCGCCCCAGGCCCAGCCUGCGGAAGAUGUACAGCAUGGACAUUGCUAAUUCGUCCAUAGACAGCGGCAGCAGCAUCGUAUCCAGUGAAACAACUCAAAGCGUCAUGAUCUACUCCAGACAAGGAACCACAGACACCAUCGAGGAAGUGGAGGACGAACAAGAUCAAGGAGAAGACGCUCAGCGUCCUGUGGACAAUCAGGAAGCAGAGGAGACGCAGCGCGAUGAGGAGAACGUUGAAGAUGGUGAUAAAGAGCUGCGGGAACCUGAUGAAAAAGUUGGAGGAGAGGAGCAAGAAGUAGAGGCUGCUCCCUGCGACUCCUUUAGCCCAGAUGAGAGGCCGUCCGCCAGGCAGGACGACGCAGAAUCGGCUGCCUCAUCACGGGAGAACAACUCAAUCAGCGAGAGCGAAAAUGUAGUCGGACAGCAGGACUUCUCGCAGAUGGAGGACCAGGCCGUCAUGCUCUACACCCCCGACACGGACGCUUCCAAAACGUCUGAUGCCGACGUGCCACCCAGCUACAGCAAGGCGGUGAGCUUUGACCGCCUGGAGGUCAGCGACGACGAGAGUGACUCCUACCGGAGGCGGCGGUUGGUCAUGACGUCCGACAGCCGCUCGGACAGCAGGUCGGACAUCAUGCUGCCGUCGAUGACCACCGAGCUGACGGCCAGCGAGCUGCUGCUCAACAAGAUGUUCUACGACGAGGAGCUGGAACAGUCGGACCAUUUCUACCAAACCCAGCCACUGAUCCUGCAGUUCUGCUACGCCCUCUACAACAUGCUGGUGGCCCAUUCCGAGUUUGUUUGCUACCUGGUCAUCAUUAUCAACCACAUGGUGUCGGCCUCUUUCGUCACCCUGGUUCUCCCCAUCACCAUCUUCCUCUGGGCCAUGCUGUCGGUGCCGCGGCCCAGUAAACGCUACUGGAUGACGGCCAUCAUCUACACCGAGGUCACCAUUGUCGUCAAGUACUUCUUCCAGUUUGGCUUCUUCCCCUUCAACCAGAACAAGAUAGACAGGAAUAAACCAUAUCAUCCUCCCAACAUCAUCGGUGUAGAGAAGAAAGACGGAUACGUCCACUAUGACCUGGUCCAGUUGCUGGCUCUGUUCUUCCACAGGUCCAUCCUGAAGUGUCACGGUUUGUGGGACGAAGACGACCCCAAGGAGAAAAAAGAGGCGGCUCGUCAGAGUCAGAGCGAAUCUGAGGACGAGGGAAGAGAGAAAGAGGAGAGCGAGAAGGAGUCGGAGCCGGCCUCAUCGCUGAUCAACGAGAGGAGAGGUUCCAAUCACACCUUGAGGUCCAUGACCUUUGGCACUUCCGUUGAUUCAGAACAGGUCCAGGUUCAUUACCCGCAGCCGCAGACGUACCAGAGGCGGAAAAGCUCCAGCGGAGGCUCGCAUGUUUCCUACCGAUCUCGAGGUUCUUCUGCAAGAUCCAAGAGAGGAAGUACGGCUUCCCGCCACAGCAGCCACAAAGACGGCAGCCAGGCCAGCGUCCAGCAGAAAACCCGCAAGCAGAUGAUCAUCGAAAAGCUGAGGGAGCAGCUGCUCAAAGCAAAAGCUUUCGCCAUCAAGCGGUUUUUGGAGCUCUACCUUCCCAUGAAGCAGUUCUUCUACAACCUGAUCCACCCGGAGUACAGCGCCGUCACUGACGUCUACGUCCUGAUGUUCCUCGCCGACACAGUUGACUUCAUCAUCAUCGUCUUCGGUUUCUGGGCCUUUGGGAAACAUUCGACGGCAGACAUUACGUCGUCUCUGUCGGAGGACCAGGUCCCAGGUCCCUUCCUGGUCAUGGUUCUGAUCCAGUUCGGCACCAUGGUGGUGGACCGGGCCCUCUACCUCAGAAAGACCGUCAUGGGGAAGGUCAUCUUCCAGGUCAUCCUCGUCUUCGGGAUCCACUUCUGGAUGUUCUUCAUCCUGCCGGGCAUCACAGAAAAGCGUUUCAGUGAGAACACGGUCGCCCAGAUGUGGUAUUUUGUCAAGUGCAUCUACUUUGGCCUGUCAGCCUAUCAGAUCCGCUGUGGCUAUCCAACCCGGGUCCUGGGAAACUUCCUCACCAAGAGCUACAAUUACGUCAACCUCUUCCUGUUCCAGGGUUUCCGCCUGGUGCCUUUCCUGACGGAGCUGCGAGCGGUGAUGGACUGGGUUUGGACCGACACUUCCUUGUCCCUGUCCAGCUGGAUCUGCGUGGAGGACAUAUAUGCUCACAUUUUCAUCCUCAAAUGUUGGAGAGAAUCUGAGAAGAGAUACCCUCAGCCGCGAGGCCAGAAGAAGAAGAAGGUGGUGAAGUACGGGAUGGGAGGAAUGAUCGUGGUGCUGCUCAUCUGCAUCGUCUGGUUCCCGCUGCUCUUCAUGUCGCUGGUGAAGUCUGUGGCCGGCGUCGUCAACGCGCCGCUGGACGUCUCCGUCACAAUCACCCUGGCUGGAUUCCAGCCCAUCUUCACCAUGAGUGCUCAACAAAAGCAACUUCAUUCUGUGAAAGAGGACGACUUUGUCAAAUUUAAGAAAGGAUUUGUAACAAACGACGAAGCCAAAACAAAUAUGGCCAUGCAGUGGCUGGAGACAUACUUUGCAGAGGAUCUGAUCAUCGCGGAGCUGAAAGGCAGCUCCAACUCGCUGUGGACCAUCAGCCCACCCAGCAGACUCAACCUGAUAGAAAUGUUGGGAUCGAAGGAGAAAGGGGAGAAGGGGGACGAUCAGGAGUUCCUGAUCACCGUCUCCUGGACUGUGCAGAGAAACCUCAGUCUUGGUGCCAAAUCUGAGAUGGCAUCUGGGAAAAACGUGAUACCUCUAGAAGAAAACACGAAGCGGGAUCUCGUUAUGCUUCUGAAUGGGACAGCCAGCCAGUUAGAAGUGAGGAUCCCAGAACUCAUUCCCCGCUACAUCCGAGCCCCCAGCGACUCUGAAGCCACGCCCGUUGAACAGCUCGGUGAAAACAUGUUCAACGUUUCCCUCACUCUGAGGCGAGCCCACAACGCCUCUGAUCAAAUCCAGGAAUGGUGGAUCGUGAACCAGCUUGACCCCGGGCCCUUGGACAGCAUCGUUACCAAAAACGAACCGGGCCUGAACAUCUACGUCUUCAGCGACCAAGUGAGCCCGCCCAGCCUGGGCUUCCUGGCCGGAUACGGAAUCAUGGGUCUAUACGCCUCCGUCGUUCUGGUCAUCGGGAAAUUUGUGCGCGAGUUUUUCAGCGGCAUCUCCCACACCAUCAUGUUCGAGGAGCUGCCCAACGUGGACCGCAUCCUCAAGCUGUGCACCGACAUCUUCCUGGUGCGGGAGACGGGCGAGCUGGACCUGGAGGAGGACAUGUACGCCAAGCUCAUCUUCCUCUACCGCUCGCCGGAGACGAUGAUCAAAUGGACCCGGGAGAAAACCGAGUGACAAACGGAGACGACUGAGCUUUUCAGGGGAACUGCGUUAGCGCAAAACGGCGCUCAGUCGGCCAUGAUGCCUCGCAGAAACACUGAUUUUAACUGAAACUGGUACAUUUUACUUGUUAAGGAUGAAAAGCAGUGAAACUGAGCACAAAUCUUCAGCUGCGGAAGUUGUUUCUACUGCUCGGCGUGAAACGUGGCUGCAGCUUUACUGAUUUAAGGGCUUUCCACUGACGAGCAUGAGCACAGUGAGGACCAGACGAGCUCAAUCCCAGACUCUAACUGGAUCUAUCGGAUCGGGACCGAGCAACGAUGGGAGCUCACACAAAAAAAUGUCAAUUAGUGACCGAGAAACAUUACAUUUCUUUACACAAGGCAGUCUGAAAGGAUAAAAAAAAGACUUUCUUGCCUUAUUUUGUUUGUAUGAGAAGAACUGAACCUGUUCAGAAUCACACAUCUUUCUCAGGAAGAGCUGUUUUCACCGAUACGUUUGUGUUGUACCUGUAGGCUUUAACGCAUCUAAAAGAAUGUGAGAUUGUAGAAAAGGUGAGAACUAUUUAAAUGGCAUGAAAUAUAAAUAGAUGGACUGAAGUCAAGUUUGUUUACUGCACAUUUGGGAAGGACGGGAGGGGGUGGGUUCUUUGAAAAAAAAAAGAGAUUAUUGCCAAUCAAUUACUUUAAUUCAAUCUGAGUCUUCAUCACUCAUAAGCCCACAGAAAGACAGAAGAAGAAACGCUUCCUCACAAAAAAGGGCUGAGAGACACGAGCCCUUUGGUCCAGACUAUGCAUUAAAUAACAUUUUAGCAUGACUGAAAAACUUAACUAUUGCCAUGAAUAAUUUUCAGAACAUGUACAUACAGGGGGAUCAUGUUACUGAAGGGGCCGGGCGCUGAGGAAUGAUAUGUGAAAUCGUAGCUGUAUAUUAAGACAAUGUGACAAGAUGUGCAAAUAAAAGAUGUCUUGAAAGGG